Canis lupus familiaris (dog) is the source of this 1332-nucleotide messenger RNA. RefSeq names its product LIM domain containing 2 (gene LIMD2). The record is from RefSeq and is a predicted model, not a curated record. The coding region runs from base 180 to 566 and encodes 128 amino acids. Gene Ontology annotation, molecular function: actin filament binding. Gene Ontology annotation, cellular component: actin cytoskeleton; plasma membrane. Gene Ontology annotation, biological process: actin filament bundle assembly. The transcript is spliced from 5 exons. NCBI's taxonomy places the organism in Eukaryota, Metazoa, Chordata, Mammalia, Carnivora, Canidae.
GGCGGUGGCGGCGGCGGCCGCUCGGGGACCACUGGCAGCGGCGGGAGCUCGCGCCCGCGCCCUCCACGCACCCGAGGCGUCCCCCGGAGACCGACCCCCCGCCCCGCGGCCCAGGCCGGGGCCCCGAACCCAGCGGGUGCCGCGUCUCCACCUGGGGCCUCCAUCGCCCUCACCGAGCCAUGUUCCAGGCUGCAGAAGCCGCCCAGGCCACCCCCUCUCAUGAAGCCAAAGGCGGCGGUGGCAGCAGCACUGUCCAGCGCUCCAAGUCCUUCAGCCUUCGCGCCCAGGUGAAGGAGAGCUGUGCGGCCUGCCAGAAGACCGUGUACCCCAUGGAGCGGCUAGUGGCCGACAAGCUCAUUUUCCACAACUCUUGCUUCUGUUGCAAGCACUGUCACACCAAGCUGAGCCUGGGCAGCUACGCGGCACUGCACGGGGAAUUUUACUGCAAACCCCACUUCCAGCAGCUGUUUAAAAGCAAAGGCAACUACGACGAGGGCUUUGGCCGGAAGCAGCACAAGGAGCUCUGGGCCCACAAGGAGGUGGACCCUGGCACCAAGACGGCCUGAGGCCCCUCUGCCGGCCACUGUCUCUGCAGAAGAGGGCCUGGAGUGGGGCAGUAGGGAGGGUGGGAAAGAGUGGACCUGCUCUUGGGGUGGGGGGGUGGAUCCUGGGGUGCAUCCCAGGGUGGGAUAGGGACAAGGCCAUCUUGCUCAGGCAGAGGGUUGAGGGGGCAGGGCUCUGCUCCAGGAUUCCUUCAUUCUCCCUGGGUGGGGGUGGCUCGGGAAUCAGGAUUGGGGUUUGUUCACCACCCUGCUUCCUACUUCUUUCAGCCUCCCCCUAUGGCCCCUUGGGAGGCCCCCAAGCCCAGCUUCCCUAUCUAGGUGCCUUUUCUCCAGUAAGGAGUCAGCAUGCCCCCUCAGGGUCCCAAGCUCCCUCACUGCCACCUGGGGCUCUCUGCGGCCCUCAUGUCUCCCCAUCUACCUCUGCCCUUAGCCUGGUCCUGAGCCAUGGAGACCGGAGGAAGGAGAGCCAGUGUGUCCUUGCUGGGCCUCCCGGAAUGCCCACCAAGGCCCUGGCGGGGGGAGGGGGAGGAAGUGGAUUAGCCCUGCCCUCCCCCAAAAGGCGAAGCACGACUUGCCCAGUGGGGCUUGGGACCCAUCUUGCACCACCGGAGUCACGAAGCGGAAGCUAAAGCACCACCGCCAGGCUGAGAGCCACAGAGACUGGCUGGGGGCUGGCAUCCGCCAUGCUCACCUUCUCUUUCUCCCCUGUUGCUGCCGGUUCUGACUGUUGUGAUCAACCCUAUUUUAAAUAUGUUUUAACAGAUUCUGA